This is a messenger RNA of Carica papaya (papaya), 1926 nucleotides long. RefSeq names its product Protein phosphatase 2C family protein. The record is from RefSeq and is a predicted model, not a curated record. Lineage: Eukaryota; Viridiplantae; Streptophyta; Magnoliopsida; Brassicales; Caricaceae. Gene Ontology annotation, biological process: protein dephosphorylation. Gene Ontology annotation, molecular function: protein serine/threonine phosphatase activity.
CAUAAAUGUCAUUACAAACCUUUCGUGAAAAAAUCAAUGCUUUUCUCCUCCUAAAACCCGCCUCUCUCCGUCUAGAUUCCUCAUCCAGUAAUAUCACAAUUGUCUGUGGGCUCUUCAUUUUUCCUCUCUUAGGCUUUUGAAUAAUAAUUAAAUCGACCUCAAAUUUCUAGCACAGGAAAAAUGGUAGUUGCAGAGGUCAAGACGAAAGAAUCGAUGUGCGGUCUUCAUCGCUCGAUCUGUUGACAGUCUCUAUAUGCUUCAAACUGUGAGCUUUGGGGUUGCCCGUGGCCUCUUGCAAAUGUUGAAUCAUAGACUAACAUGAGCCAGCCUGAAGUAUCAAGGGUUAAGUCUCCUCUUGUUCCCCUUGCGACCUUGAUUGGUCGUGAGGUGAGGAAUGAGAAGGUUGAGAAACCUUUUGUAAAGUAUGGGCAGGCUGCGUUGGCAAAGAAAGGAGAGGAUUACUUUCUGAUCAAACCUGAUUGCCAGAGGAUUCCUGGGAAUCCAUCAACAACUUUUUCAGUAUUUGCGAUUUUUGAUGGGCACAAUGGUAUAUCAGCUGCCGUCUUUGCAAAAGAGCACUUAUUGGCUAAUGUCUUGAGUGCAAUUCCUCAAGGUAUCAGCAGGGAACUCUGGCUUCAGGCCCUUCCUAGAGCAUUGGUUGCAGGUUUUGUGAAGACCGAUAUAGAAUUUCAGCAGAAAGGGGAAACUUCUGGCACAACUGUGACAUUUGUUGUCAUUGAUGGAUGGACUGUGACUGUUGCAUCAGUUGGAGAUUCUCGAUGCAUCUUAGACACCCAGGGUGGUUUGGUUUCUCUCCUAACAGUUGACCAUAGACUAGAAGAGAAUGUUGAAGAGAGAGAACGUGUUACUGCAAGUGGAGGUGAAGUUGGGAGGCUCAACAUUUUUGGGGGCAAUGAGGUUGGUCCACUUCGAUGCUGGCCAGGUGGGUUAUGUCUUUCAAGGUCAAUUGGUGACACAGAUGUGGGAGAAUUCAUUGUCCCUAUACCACAUGUUAAGCAAGUGAAGCUUUCAGAUGCUGGAGGAAGACUCAUUAUUGCCUCUGAUGGUGUCUGGGAUGCGUUAUCUUCUGAUAUGGCAGCCAAAUCAUGUCGAGGUUUACCGGCUGAGCUUGCUGCAAGGCUUGUUGUUAAGGAAGCUUUAAGGUCAAGAGGACUGAAGGAUGAUACAACCUGCUUGGUUGUUGAUAUUAUCCCCUCUGAAAAUCCCGUCUUACCUCUUACGCCAAUGAAGAAAAAGAAUGUUCUCAGUUCACUUCUUUUUGGGAAGAAAUAUCAGAAUUCUACAAGGAAAGCGGCUAAUAAGCUUUCUGCAAUUGGAGUUGUGGAAGAGUUGUUUGAAGAGGGUUCUGCUGUACUUGCUGAAAGGUUGGGUAAAGAUUUCCAUUUGAAUGCAAGCUCUGGGCUUUUCAGAUGUGCAGUCUGCCAAGUAGAUCAACCCCCAACUGAUGGGUUAUCAGUGAAAUCCGGCCCCUUUUUUUCGCCUGCAUCAAAGCCAUGGGAAGGGCCUUUUCUAUGCACGAACUGUCGGAAGAAGAAAGAUGCCAUGGAAGGGAAGAGGCCAAGCAGAACUGCGGUGGUUAUAUAACAAUUUACCUGGUAACAAAGUAAAUAUCGGUAUACUUUUUUCCUCUGCCUCUGCGAGCAAGCUUAGGUUUCAUUGCUGGUGAUAAUUGCGAAUUUGUGUUAGCUGUGUGUAAAAAUGAGGUAGAGUUGUAGAGAGUAGUCAUCCAUUUUUCAUGUUCAUGAGAACCUGGAUUGCGCUCAGCAGUAUUACGGACUGACUGAGUUCAAAACAUACUUCCUGAUAGAUAUAUUUGUUACAGUUGGAUUUCUAACAGUUUGAAUUUGUAAGUAAAAUUUGCAACAGCAUCUUAAUUCUUAUGCAGUUUAUGUAAGUUCCUACCUA